AAAAACAGUAUAUUGCCACCGGCAACAUGUGAUCAAGAUAAGUGAAUUCCAGUUCUGUUUUCAAAUGUAAAUAAAUAAUCUAGUUAAUUAGGUUAAUUGAACAGUGACUGUAAAGGAAGUUGGAUGAAAGAAUUAUUGCAGUUUGUUGGUUUUCCUCCAGCGUCUUAUCUAUUUCCCUUUCAGAGAAAAAUAAAUAUAAAUUCGGUGAUUAUAGGGAAAUUAUUCUUUAAUUAUGUAUCAAUCAGCUUUGCUCAUUUUGACUGGUUCAAUACGCUUAGUUAUAGAAUCUAUUGGACAAUAUUUAAACACAGCUAAUAAAAAAGUGACAAAACGCUUGUAUGUGAAGUUAGAGCCAGAAUUCUCAAAACCUGCAUCAAAAUCUGACUUAAAUACCCUUUCUUGUUUAUCAUCUGCUGUGCCAUUGGUGUAUAACAAGGCGUCUUCAGUUUGUAAACACCUAGACGUUCGAGUUCUCGUAGCCUCCUUGCAAACCCCCAAAAGAGACAAAUAUACUCAUAUAAAUUUUGAUGUUAUUUUUACUAACAGUAUAGAGGAAGACAAAUUAAUAAGUAACUAUGUAAAUGAUGUGUUUAGUAAUGUCUCUUGCAGCGUUAUCAAAUUAGACAAUGUAACCUUGUCUACUACUGAAAAUGGUUGCAAUAUAUUUCAAAUAUCUGAUUAUAAUGCCUACAAGACCGUUUGUUUGGGCGGCACAUUCGAUAGGCUUCACAAUGGGCAUAAAGUUCUUUUAUCCGAAGCUGUCUUAAGAGCUCGUGAGAAAUUGAUUGUUGGAGUCUCAGAUUUCAAAAUGAUAAAAAAGAAAGUUCUUUGGGAACUGAUUGAACCAAUUGAGAAACGUAUGGAAGAAGUUUCAAAGUUUCUUUUUGAGAUAGAUCCGUCCCUAGUUUACGAUGUAGUGCCCAUAUCCGAUCCUUUCGGUCCGACCAUUACAGAUCCUAACAUCGACUGCAUAGUGGUUACUACUGAAACGAAAGCCGGAGGUGAAAAAGUUAAUAUUGAACGGACAAAAAAAGAGAUGUCUGCCCUGGAUAUUGUCAUAGUAGAUGUUCUAGAAAAUUCAGAAAGAAAUUCUCACGAAGAAGAGAAAAUCAGUUCAUCAACAAACAGAAUGCAUCUGCUUGGAAUGCCACAAAAAGUCAUUCAGGUUUCUUCCAAUUUUAAGAGGCCAUAUUGCAUUUUAUUCCGUGGUAAUUUUAUGAGUGGAAAAUCGUUCAUAGCCAACAGGUUUCAGUUUCUGGGUUUACCGGUUCUUUGCUGUGAUGAAAUACUCAAAGCCAUUUUCAACAAGGAUGCUGAACUGCGCAGAAAAGUCAUAGAGAGGAUCUUUCAAAACCCCUCUGAUACACUGGAUUUUGAAAAGUUAGCUCUCCAGUGCUUAAAAAACAAGGAACAUAAGGUUUGGUUAUGUGAAUUGGUUUUGUCCAAAAUGAAGACAUCUCUUCAACAAGUGUUGAAAGUUUAUUCUGAUCAAGGCUCUCAUGUUGUCUUAGUUAAAGAUUCUGCUAUAUUAGAAGGAUGUGAUCUAGAAGUUAAUAUUAAUGAAAUUUGGGCUGCAAUAGUUCCUAUAAAUGAGGCCUUAAAAAAAUUAAACGAUGUUUACGAUCUGACCCAAGAUGAGGCGCUGGAAAUCGUCCAAUGUUUGCCCCCAAACGAAGAGUAUGUUGCAGCAGCCAAUAUUCUCUUUUGCAAUAUGUGGUCUACAAAUGCCAUUCAAGCUCAGGUAAACCAUUCUGGCACAAUUUAUUUUUGUUAAAAUAUGUUCUGCCUG
Molecule: messenger RNA, 1789 nt
Organism: Parasteatoda tepidariorum (common house spider)
Lineage: Eukaryota; Metazoa; Arthropoda; Arachnida; Araneae; Theridiidae
Gene: Ppat-Dpck
Product: Bifunctional Phosphopantetheine adenylyltransferase - Dephospho-CoA kinase
Biological process (GO): coenzyme A biosynthetic process
Molecular function (GO): ATP binding; dephospho-CoA kinase activity
Source: RefSeq, a predicted model, not a curated record